GGGAUGGCUCUGGUGGCAGGGGGAGAGGGAGAGGAGGAAGGGUACACGUCAGAAAGAGCUGAGCCAGCUGGGAGGCGUUGGGGAGAAGAGGGCACGGACAGAUGGGAGGGUUGAAGGGAAGGCAGCACAGACAGAUAGACAGCAGCAGGAUGCCGCAACACGCCAGGAACACGGGCUACAACAACACGCAGAAGUACUUUCUGGUCACAGACACGCUGGUGGCGCUGUUCUGGUUCUUCGUGCUGGCCCGGCUGGCGAUCUUGUACCCGUUGACGGGGUCGAAGUUCCUUGCCGGGGGGCUUGCAGACUUCUAUCUCGGGGUGCUGGUGGCCACGGAGACGCUGGAGCUUUUCAACUACGUGGCGGUGUUCAGACACAUUCCGGGGACGCAGACAGCGUACAACGCGUUGCCAAAGCCGCAUCCACGGGUGCUGCUCUCGGUGGCCGGGUCAAGACUCGUGCUGGCGUUUGUCUUCUUCAACUACCCGCGGGUGGCGCGGUCGGAGGCGUUUGCGCUGGUCGUGCUGGUGCAGUCCGUCAAGGAGUUCUUCCGCUGGUUCUACAACCUCCAGAAGGUGCGCCUCUACAGCAACGUCCCGCGGCUGUUCCGCCUCUGCCGGUCGCUCACCUACCUCGUGUGCACGCCCCUCGAGGCCGUCGCCACCGUCUACCUUGUCUUCCAGUCGCUCGUGUUUCCCUCCUACCAGGCCGAACUCGAGCCCUACGACGCGCAGAUCAAGACGUUCCUGAAAAUCCUGCUUUUCGCAUACCUCCCGACCUUCUACCUCAUCUACAAGCGGACACUUUCCAAAUACUUCUUUGCACAGACCUCACACAGAUUCUCCAAGCCGGCAGAAAAGCUCGAGUGAGCCCGAGCCCUGCCGCUUCUCUGCGCCUACCUAGAUAGCUCCGUAUAUACCU
Pichia membranifaciens NRRL Y-2026 is the source of this 921-nucleotide messenger RNA. RefSeq lists its product as hypothetical. The transcript has a single exon. The coding region runs from base 150 to 869 and encodes 239 amino acids. NCBI's taxonomy places the organism in Eukaryota, Fungi, Ascomycota, Pichiomycetes, Pichiales, Pichiaceae. The record is from RefSeq and is a predicted model, not a curated record.